Molecule: messenger RNA, 1060 nt
Organism: Moneuplotes crassus
Lineage: Eukaryota; Ciliophora; Spirotrichea; Euplotida; Euplotidae
Source: the annotation of a GenBank genome assembly
UUUUAGACCAUAAAAUGUUUCUCUCGAGACAUAACUUUCAAAUAGCUCAAAAGUGAUUUCAAAGACUACCUUCUUCAAUAGCAAUUUUUCCUCGUAUGACUUUUGUAACAGAGGCUGAAGAGAGGUUUCUCCAGAAGAAGAGAAGAAAAUUUGAGGAAGUGAAAAAUAUGCUGGCUACAAGAGCUGAAGAGUAUAAAAGAGAGACUGAUGUAGAAAAGCGUUUCCAAAGAGAUCAGAAAGCUCUUCUGCAUUAUAGAAAAAUGAAUGAGAGAUAUGAACAAUUCAGUCUGUUAAAGUCUCCUCUGAUUAUCAAAUAUGCAGCCAAGAACCAACUUGAAUCUGAAAAGAAUAAUUAUACAGUAGACAGACAGUUAUGAAACAAGUUAGCGGAUUAUGGAUUUAUCCCAAUGGAGGACCCCUUUAGCAGAUAUCAGAAACUUGUAAAGAGAAACAAUGAUAUGCUAGUCCAAGUCACUUACUUGAUAAAACAAAGGAGAAAAAUAAAGCCUCCAGAAAGAGAUUAUAAUGAAGAACAUAAUAUGAUGAUGAAAAAGAUCAGAAAAUUUAUACCAAUGAGGAUGUCUACAGUCAGAGAAGACACUAUUCCUCUUGAAGAUCAGGAUUCAGGGCGACAUUAUCUUGACGCAUUUUUAGAGCCAAAAGAAGAUGCUACAAUUGUUGAUAUCGUCUUAAUCAAAAAGAAUGGAAAAGCUAUUAAAUUCGAGUGUAUCUGAGCCAAUAACGAAAUGAGGAUAGGAAGAAUAUUACACUCUCAUUACUCAAGAGAACUUGCAGAUUCCUUCACCCCCAUUAAGAACAUGCAGGGAAAGUACUUCUCGAUAUAUUACGAUAACCUCAGCACAAAGCUUCAGAAAGCCUUCGUUGAGUAUCUUUACUCUGUUGGACUCCCUCCAGAUGUUGGGUUAGUUGCUGAAUUUAUGUCUAUCAACAAGGAACAGAGAAUGUACAUGAACUGGCUUAAAUCCUUACAUGAAUUGGAAGGGGAGACUGACGAUGAAAAUGAAAACGAAGAUAUCCUAUAAACCUGCUAACUCGUUAA